This is a messenger RNA of Chaetomium globosum CBS 148.51, 942 nucleotides long. RefSeq lists its product as uncharacterized. The coding region runs from base 1 to 942 and encodes 313 amino acids. The transcript has 3 exons. The record is from RefSeq and is a predicted model, not a curated record. NCBI's taxonomy places the organism in Eukaryota, Fungi, Ascomycota, Sordariomycetes, Sordariales, Chaetomiaceae.
AUGUCGUCCAAACUCAUUCCACCCAACCCCGACGAGGUGAUGGUCAUCCGUGAUAUCACCCCCAACGUCGUGACCUUUUCGGUGCCCUUCCUCCGCUUCGGCCGCAUCCCCAUUGGCGGGCGCGGCACACUCAUCCGCCUCACCUCGGGCGCCCUCGCCGUCUUCUCCCCCGUCGCGCACACCGCCGCCGCCGCCGCCAAGGUGGCCUCCCUCGGCGGCGAUGUCCGCUACCUCAUCGCCACCGACAUCGAGCAUCACAUCUUCCUCUCCGAAUGGGCGGCCGCCUAUCCCAACGCCAAGCUCGUCGGACCCGAGGGCCUACCGGAAAAACGGCAGGCGACGGAAGGGGAUCCGCGGAUUGGGAAGGAGGAAUUCGCGGUGGUGGUGGGGAAGGGGAAUGAUGGGCGGGAUGCGAGGGUGAUCGGGGAGGAUUUCGGGCGGGAUUUCGAGAUGGAGUAUUUCAGGGGGCAUCCGAAUCGGGAGGUGGUGUUUUGGUAUCGGCCGGAAAAGGUGGUGGUGCAGGCGGAUUUGGUGUUUAAUCUGCCGGCGACGGAGCAGUAUUCGAGGGUGCCCGAGAAGGAGAGGCCGAAGCUGGGGGUGCUGGGGAAGGUGUUUAGUAGUUUCCAGACGACGGCUGGGGAUGCGUUGGGGAUGAAGAGGUUUCUGUGGUGUCAGAAACUUGUCCGCCUCGUCCUGCCAAAACUGGUUCAUUGGAGCGGUGUUACAGGUCGAAGCAUACUCUCAGUACGGCGGCAUCCACCCGGCAUUUUCCCAGUCAAUAAUCCCCACGAAUCUGUCGUCGCGAACGAUGAUGUUAAAGCUGCUCAAGUCGCCGUGCGUGAAGACAGGCGUGGGCCACGGCUCAUCGUGGAAAGCACAGAGUUCAGCGAGGCCGGGGAUAGAGCGGUCGUCCAGUUGGCUGGCCUCGACUCCGUUUCGUAA